Saprolegnia parasitica CBS 223.65 is the source of this 3309-nucleotide messenger RNA. RefSeq lists its product as hypothetical. Gene Ontology annotation, cellular component: plasma membrane; cytoplasm. Gene Ontology annotation, molecular function: GTPase activator activity; syntaxin binding; myosin II binding. The coding region runs from base 1 to 3309 and encodes 1102 amino acids. Lineage: Eukaryota; Oomycota; Saprolegniomycetes; Saprolegniales; Saprolegniaceae. The record is from RefSeq and is a predicted model, not a curated record. Gene Ontology annotation, biological process: regulation of exocytosis. The transcript is spliced from 10 exons.
AUGGGGAAUCAGCCAGGAAGCGGGUCCCCGCGCAAGUCGAAGCGGUCGUCGCUGCAGGGCGUGCUCAACCUCGUCCAAGGCAAGGUCGACGAGGUCCUCGAAGACCACUCGCGCCUUGCGCCCGACAUGUUUACCGUCUCGCUCGCCGGCCACCAUGGCUUGCCCGCGCAGCCGUCGCUCGUGUGCUACGUCGCGGCCCACGAGCUGCUCGUUGUCGCUGCUGGGUACCAGCAGAUCAAGCUUUACGGAGAAGACGGCCUCGAGAUGUUUGUCUCGUGCGUCGCGAACGAGGCGACGGCGACGGCCGGCGCGUCCACGAGCUUCCUGCAACCCACAGCGAACGGGCGCAUUGUACUUGUCUCGUCCGACAGUGGCGUCCAAGUCGUCUCGCUCGAGCAGCUGCAAUCUGGCGCAUCGCCGAUCGUCGCAUCCUUGCCGCCAAGCUGGACAAUGUGUCGGAUCACGGCGGUCGAGACGAUCAAAAGCCACAAGUCGGCGCCGUUCUUCUUCCUUGCGCUUGACGACGCAUCGAUUCAGGUCGUGCAGGAAGAUACCUGCGCAUUCACUACGUACGCGAUCCAGGCCGCGCAGCUCGGGCUUAGCGGCGACGACGUUGCAGUCUCGGCGAUGGCAAGCAACCCGAGCGACGCCAACCAGCUGCUUCUGGCGUACGAAGGCGCGCAUGAGGCGAGCAUCUUUCUCUGGGAUCUCGCCAAGAAGAAGGUGUUGCACAAGGCGACCGUGCCGCCGGCCCAUGGCAGCGUCCAGAGCCUCGCGUGGCACGCUAGCGGCAAGCGGUUCGCCGCCGGUUUUCACGACGGCGCGUUUGGCGUCUUUCGCACCGACAAGCAGCAGAGCGCGUUUUUCCCUACGGCGACGUCGGCUCCGUUGACGCGGCUGGCGUGGGCAGCGACCGACGCCAACUCGCCAGGCCUCCUCAUGUUGGCGUGGACUCCGUCGUCGCCGUCCGUACAGCUCUACGCGGCGCCACGCGACAUCUCGGCCAAGGACACGCUCUCGGCGAUAACCAAGCAUGCGUCGUUUCCGUGGCGCAUCACGUCCUUGCCCACGUCAUCGCGCGUCAUGGACGUCGUCAUGACGAGCCAUAUGACACCGUCUGCGUCAUGCACGCCGUUCACUUGCAUUGCGCUCGUCGGCGACCCCAUGGGUGGCGUGCUGCCUCGUAUUGAGCUGCUGCCCGUGCCAUGCAGCGUCGUCCAGCCGCUCACACCGAAAGAGGAGCUUGUCUGGAUCGAGAUGAACGUUGCGCCCUUCCCGCUCCCGUCGUCGUCGGUCCAGACACCGGCCGUCGCGGCGUGGCAGAUCGUCGAUCUCGGCGGUGCCAACGGCUCUCUGCGGGACGAUCUCUUUUCGACGUGCGAGGCCAAAGCCGGGCCAAGUAGCCUCAACGGGUGGUCAUCGCCGCUUCGGGGUGGGUCGAUCGAGCACGUGACGCCGCAGCUGCCGCACGACGCCUGUGUGCAGCUGCAAGCGACGGAUUUGCACCGCGCGUCGCUGGUCGUCACGGCCCAUGUUGACGCAUCGACCUCUGCCGUGCGUUUCUGGGAGCUGCUGCCACGUCACGACGGCCUUGGCGCCGGCACGUUGACGCUCUUGCAUACGCUGGAUCUUAUGUCACUCGAGCUCACGUCCAAGCAAGUGACCUCGUCGGGCGAGGUGGCGGUGUUCUCGUUCCAGGAAGGCUUCCAGCUCGCGUUCACGCUGCACGUGCACUCGAGUGCGAUCGAUCACAUGGUCGUCUCGGCGUCCCAGGGAUAUCUCGCGACCUCGGAUUCGUUUGGCGUCGUCUCCAUUGUGCACUUGAAUUCGCAAGAGUACAAGCUUGCGGUCUUCGACAUUUCAACCGAGGAGGCCGUGAGUGUCAACGCACUCCUUCUUCACGAGCGUCUCUUGUUUGUGGGCCGCGGCAACAGCUGCGUCGAGCUCUACGACCUCGUGUCCGCCGACCUCCUCACGCGCUGCCGCGUGAGCGAUGGCCCGCUCGAUGCGAUCGCCCACCUGCUCUUGAUCCACGAAAACGGCGCGCCCGUGCAUCCCGUCGCUUUGGAGAGCCGAGCCGACAACGAGACGCACGAUGAGCGCAAAAAGACCGAGACAGCGCACAAGGUGGCCGAGAUCCUACAGAGCUACGCGGCGCCGCCAACGCGCCGGCCAACCGAGAGCCACCAAGGCGUGCGCGUGGCGUUGGCCCCCGGGCCGCUCGGACUCUUUCUGGACGACGAAGUGCAAGACCGCGUCCUCAUCAAGGCGUUUGUGAACGACGCACCCAAUGCAGCUCGUUUGCGGCAACACGGCGUGACAGCUAUGAGCUCGCUUGUCGCCAUCAACGGCACCGACGUCUCCCAGCUCCGCAAAGACGAUGUCGUGCAGCUCUUAGCGUCGCUCAGCACCGAGUCAAAGCUCCUGACGUUUGCGUCACCCAGAAAGGCCGAGACGCCGUAUCUGCUCUGCGCCACAGGCCGGUCGCUCGCCAUCUUCAAGGCCGUCGCACCCGAGACUGCACCGAACGCUGCGACGUCCCCGUCGUCGACACCAACGCUCGCGGUCGAUGUCGAGGCGUCGGUGGAGCUGCGCUCGACCAUUGCGUCUCUGGCGAUUGUGAGCCUUCCGAUCGACGGACGGCUCGACCACGGGAUUCUGGCGCUGGACGACUGCGGCUACAUGUACAUGAUUGCGGCGCCGAGUCUGCGGGUCAUUUGGAGUGCGUCGCUGCCGUCGAUGGUGCAGACUGGCUACGCGUUCGACUAUGUCCAUGUCGGCGUUGCAGCGUCGAGCGCAGAGAUUCUGCUGUGCACGUCGUCGGGUGAUGUUGCGCGCUUCUCGGUGCUCCAGAGCGAGCUCGCGUCGGAGCUGUCGAUGCUGCAAUGGGCCACGACCAAGGUCCGCGUGACGAGCGACAAGCCUGCGCAGCAAUCAACUUCGGCCGAACCACCCCUCGAGCGUCGCAACAGCAGCAGUAUUUUCAAAGUGUUUUCGUCGAGCUCGACCGACGUCGACUUGAACAAGGUGUUUGCGGUGCCGCCCAAGGACCAAUCGGAGCGCGAGCGGCUCAUGGGCGACCGGUCCCAGGCGCCGCGAGCGACGGGUGCCACGAAAGAGGUCAAGGGCAACAUGAAGGCGACGAUGGGGGCGCUGAACGAAGCGACGCAAAACCUCCACUUGCGCGGCGAGAAGCUCUCGGACUUGGGCGAGAAGACGGAGCAGCUCAAGCGCCACGCCGAUGAGUUUUACCAGACGAUGCGCGCCUUCAACGAGCGCGAGGCUAAAAAGAAGUGGUACCAAAUCUAA